Messenger RNA from Haliotis rubra (blacklip abalone), 1953 nucleotides. RefSeq names its product myogenesis-regulating glycosidase-like. Gene Ontology annotation, biological process: carbohydrate metabolic process. NCBI's taxonomy places the organism in Eukaryota, Metazoa, Mollusca, Gastropoda, Lepetellida, Haliotidae. The coding region runs from base 1 to 1953 and encodes 650 amino acids. Gene Ontology annotation, molecular function: hydrolase activity, hydrolyzing O-glycosyl compounds. The record is from RefSeq and is a predicted model, not a curated record. The transcript has a single exon.
AUGACACGUCUGAUCCUACUGGCCUUUGUCCUGAGCUUGAGCCAGGCUCAGCGAAGGAAUGAACAGGAUAUCCAGAUCGGCUCUCAUGUCCUCCGGCUUGGCUCACCAACCACUCUUCGUCUGAACGCUGGACGUGGAUCCACUGAGACUCUCCUUGACAGAUCAACAGAUGCUCCUUUUGGUAAGCUCACUCACAGAACAAGCGUUGACCCAAAGGGAAGACAGGAGACUGAGGUGGAAUUAACUAACCCUAACAUUGCAAGACGCUACUUCAGGAGCUACCAUUUUGAUGAUGUGGAGUGUUUAGACAUAUCCAUCGAAGCCUUGGCGUGUGUGACCCAGGUAAUCACCGACUGUAUGUUCAUGAAUGGUACACACUGGUAUGGUGGGGCGGAGGUGCAUCAGCAGCUUUGGCCUUUGGAGAAGCUCAGCAUGGCCAUGGGGCCUUAUGUUGCUAAUGACAAUUCAGGCUUUCCUUACGGAGCUGUUCAGGAGAGAUACUUCUAUACAUCUUCAGGUAUCGGUAUCUGGAUUGUAGAGGAUAUCCCUUUGUAUGUCAGUAUAAAUGCAACUGGAGACAGAAUGCUUUGUCUGCAAUCUAAGUAUGAUAACAGCAUUUACAGAAACUUUGACAACUCUCUGCCAGUUCUGAACUACACAAUGUGUGUGGGGAGGGAUGUCAUGGACAUCCAUACGUUCAUGUCAGAGCGGUACAUCAGUAAACCAUCUGGGACACCAAACGAUGACGUCCUGAGAAAGCCUAUUUGGUCAACAUGGGCACAAUAUAAGAAGAACAUCAACCAAUCCUUAGUCCUUGAAUUUGCUGACAAUAUCCUAAAGAAUAAUCUCACAAUAUCAAACCUAGAAAUUGAUGAAAAGUGGAUGCCCAAUUUUGGAGAUCUUGUAUUUGAUGCCACAAAAUUUCCUGACGCCAAAGGCAUGAUUGAUGAAAUUCACAAGAAGGGUAUGGCAGUCACCACUUGGGUUCCUCCGUUUGUAAAUCUCGAAUCAAGUAACUUCGAGUAUGCUGCCUCUAAAGGUUAUCUGAUGAAAGACAUGUCAGGUCGUCGUCCUGCUCUAGUGUCUUGGUGGGAGGCCAAAUGGGCGGGUAUUAUCGACUUCACAAACACUGAAGCCACGAAAUGGUUUCUAGGUAAUUUAGCGAACCUGCGGACAACGUAUGGUGUUGAUUCGUACAAGUUUGAUGCUGGAGAUGCAAAUUAUCUUCCUUCUGAUUACCAACCCGCUAAAGAGUUCCGUAACCCUGAUGUAUUUGCUCGAUCCUAUGCCGAAGCUGUUGCAAGGGUAGAUAACGCCAGUAGACGUCAUGAAGUUCGAACUGGAAGAAAGACACAGUCGUUACCUGCGAUGACAAGAAUGAUUGAUAAAAAUUCUGAUUGGACCUACGAGCAGGGUUUGAAGACAAUUGUUACGUCGGGUCUUGUUUUCAGUUCCAUUGGCUAUUCCUUUAUACUCCCUGAUAUGGUUGGCGGAAACGGUUACGGUGGUGUUUGGCCUGAUGAGGAACUCUUCAUCAGGUGGACACAGGCCAACGCACUGAUGCCCACUAUCCAAUUUGCCAUCACUCCCUGGACGUACAAGAAUGCAACAUUAAUGUCUAUCGUACAACAAAUGCUUGCUUUGAGAGAAAAAUAUGCCGACACUAUUGUCACACUUGCCAGAGAAUCAGUUUCAACUGGUGCUCCGAUCAUGCGGCCCCUUUGGUGGAUUGCACCAACAGAUGAGUCGGCUUUGACUGUGGAUGAUGAGUUCUUGCUGGGUAAUGACCUCUUGGUUGCCCCUGUGCUGAAUCCAGGGGCCCUGACUAGGAAAAUCUAUUUACCUGCGGGACAAUGGAGAGAUGAGAUCCACGGCACUACUGUCCCAGGUGGACAAUGGGUAGACUACCCGGUGCGACUUGAAGACCUCCCCCAUUUCUCGAAGCUCUCAUAA